This is a messenger RNA of Coniosporium apollinis CBS 100218, 786 nucleotides long. RefSeq lists its product as uncharacterized. The record is from RefSeq and is a predicted model, not a curated record. The transcript has a single exon. Bases 1 to 786 code for a protein of 261 amino acids. NCBI's taxonomy places the organism in Eukaryota, Fungi, Ascomycota, Dothideomycetes.
AUGGUUUCAAUCCCGUACCCGGAUAAGCAGCCGUCGGAACAUGCUGUUCACGCCGCUGUGCAGACCAUAGCAGCGGAACUGGAUGUUGUCCUUCCGAGAAAUGAAGGUCACCCCUACGAGGUAGGGGUGGACAUGGCAUACCAUGGACUCGGAAGACUGAAAGGACGUCGGCAUAUCGAGAGUUUGAGCGACCAACUUGACGCGCUUCGAUGGAGGUUGCGGGUCCAGGAGCCGGUGUUCCUCGCAGCCUUAUCGUUGUGGGAUCAAGGCCUCUUAAGUCUGAAUGGCCUGGAGUCUCCAAUUGACUGGGAGGCGGAAUCUGACGACGUCCGUAUUAUCACUGGCUAUCUGGACUGUUUUGCUUUGCUGGGACGGCUGGAUCCAAUGGACCUGCAGGAGGCCCUCCGAGGUUAUUUCCCGGCACCGAGGACCUGGCUUGCGGUUCUCAUCGUAAGAUCCCGUGCAGAUCCUGCCGCUGUGAUGGAGUCGCUCAUCCGUAGCGGUAAGCUUGGGGUAUUGGAUGAGAAGAAGUGGGGCAGGGUCGACAAACGGUUUGUAUCCGACUCGGAAGCUAUGAUGAUAGCUACGGAGCGUGUCCAGCCCCAGUAUGGCUUCUGGUUACCGCAUGGAGAAGAAAUCAUGUCUGCAGCACCGCAGAUUUUGGAACGGUACCAAGCGAUCAGAUCGGCGUACAACCAAUUCUUCGAAAAUGAUGCUGUCGAUGCGUGGGGCGAUGCAGAGCCAUUCUUGGCGGCCAUCAAAAGCCUUGUGGAGAUUAGGAAAUGA